AUGCAUUCCGACAAGCAAUCACCCGGCUGUUGGACAAUCACUAGUUGGAUAGUGACCUUUUGGGCACUCCCAGUGAUGCUUCGAAGUUUUGGAUUACGCGACAAACAAAUGCAACAAGCCUGGAGAGAGAAGUUCACUCUUGUUAUGGUCAUUGUCAGCUUGUGCGUCAUCGUUGGAUUUUUGACCUUCGGCUUCAAUGUGACAGUCUGUGGGCGAGAACCAGCACGUAUCCGUCCCGCUGGGGUUUCCAAUGAACAGAUCGUCAUUUCCGGACGAGUCUUUGAUCUUGACGGCUUUAGCCACAAUACCGACGUAACUGGUAUACCCCCAAGUGGAGAUAUAAGAGACCCUCCUCUAUCUGCCGGUGGAAAAGAUCUUUCCUUCAUGUUCCAAGUAGUGAAUAACAACUGUAAAGGGAUCUUCAUUCCUUUAAAAGACGAUGAUGGCAAAGGCAAUGUGGCCAACUACUUCCCUUGUGUACCAAUUGAUCGUUAUGCACCCUCUGUGAAUGGAACGGAAAACGCCAAGAACUCUGGAUGCCACGUUAGUGUCAAAGCAAGAACCGCUUUGAGAGGUCUUAAGCUGGUUGGCGACGUCUACUACAACUGGACGGACAUACAAAAGCCUAAAACAAGUCUGGUUGCUUUCAAUGGAAAUGUGCUUGAUCUUUCUCGAUUGCGGUAUCUGGUCCCUAACGUUCCGCUACCAACGCAAAUUGCACAAUUUGCUGGUCCAGGAAACCCAUUCAUCGGCCACGAUGCCACUUACUGGCUCAGUAGUACUGCUGAUCGACUUCAGCUUGGUAAAUGCAUGACCGAUGUUUUGAAAGUCGGUGUAUUGGACAAUCGCUCAACCGGGUGUAUUAUAUCCGACGUCGUUCUUUGGUUAUCUUUGGCGGUCAUUUUAAGCGUUGUCUUCAUUCGCUUUUUCUUGGCCUUGAUCUUCGGAUGGAUUUUGUCAUGGAAGCUUGGAAGUAUUCGCGAAGAAACCAGUGAGGAACGACGUAAACGACAAGAUGCCGUCUUACAGUGGGAAAUGGAAAACAACGAUGAUAUGCAUUAUCCUCGAUCCCGUAGUGUCGUGUCGUUCGCACAUAUGGAACAACUUCAAACCAAUAACGGACCCUCUGAAAGUAAUUUGUCCCUACCCCGAGUAGGAACAGCCACCUCCAUGAACACCACUCCUCGAUCAGUCAAAAGAAGAUUUUUGCCCACCACUUCAAGAUUCACUCAGCCCAUUCCAGCUGUGGUAACUGGUCAAUAUAAUUCACCCUACGGUUCUCGGUAUAUGCUUCAAGAUGGAAGCUCAAGUAGCUUGCCUCGUGCCGGUGGUGGUCCUGCACAGUCAGCAUUGAGUCUGCCUUUCAAUAAUGGAUCACAACUGAGCAUUCCACAGCGAGAUUUAUUGGACUCUCAAAUGGCUGAUCUUCAGGCUCAGAACAACUAUAAUUUCAAUUUCGAUCUCAUUCAUACCUUCAUGGUUGUCACUUGCUAUUCUGAAGGCGAAGAUGGUCUUAGAACCACACUGGAUUCACUUGCAAACACCGACUACCCCACCUCACACAAGAUGUUGCUUGUCAUUUGCGAUGGUAUUAUCACUGGCUCCGGUAACUCCAUGUCAACACCAGAUAUCGUCUUGUCCAUGAUGAAGGAUUUCCUUGUUCCCCCCGAUAAAGUAGACGCGUCUUCAUACGUUGCCAUUGCAGACGGAACCAAGCGUCAUAACAUGGCCAAGGUGUAUGCCGGAUACUAUCGAUAUAACGAAGACACAGAAAAGGGUCUAGUUCUCAAACCGGAAGAGCAACAACGCGUGCCAAUGAUCACCAUUGUUAAAUGCGGUAGCCCCGAAGAAGCAACGGACAAGAAACCUGGUAACAGAGGAAAACGUGACAGUCAAGUUAUUCUGAUGAACGCGAUGCAGAAAGUUUACUACGGUGAAAGAAUGUGUCAAUUGGAAUAUCAAUUCUGUAAAUCAAUCGUGAAGCUUUCUGGCCAACACCCGUCAAGAUUUGAAAUAUGUCUCAUGGUGGAUGCCGAUACAAAGGUUUACCCAGAUUCUCUAGCCCGUAUGGUAGCGUGCAUGUCGCGCGAUCCUCGCAUUAUGGGUCUCUGUGGAGAAACCAAGAUUGCAAACAAAUCGGACACAUGGGUUACAGCUAUCCAAGUAUUCGAGUAUUAUAUUUCUCACCACAUGUCAAAAGCUUUCGAAGCCAUUUUUGGUGGUGUUACCUGCUUACCCGGUUGCUUCUGCAUGUAUCGUAUUAUUGCUCCCAAGAAUGGUCGCUAUGUUCCCAUCAUCUGUUCAUCGGAUAUCACUGAAAUGUACUCUGAAAAUGUCGUCGAUACCUUGCAUAAGAAGAAUCUCUUGCUGCUUGGAGAAGAUCGUUAUCUAACCACUCUUAUGUUGCGAACAUUCCCUAAGAGAAAGAUGAUGUUUGUGCCACAAGCUGUAUGCAAAACUGUUGUACCAGAUACUUUCCCUGUGUUGCUGUCCCAGAGACGCCGCUGGAUCAAUUCCACCGUGCACAAUCUGUUGGAAUUGGUUCUUAUUCGCGAUUUGUGUGGUACCUUCUGCUUCUCCAUGCAAUUCGUUGUGUUCAUGGAAUUGGUUGGAACAGUUGUUCUGCCAGCUGCUAUCUCUUUCACCGUAUACCUGAUUGUCAUCUCUUUCUUCGUCACUCCCGUACCAAUCAUACCUUUACUCUUGCUGGCCGCCAUUCUCGGUCUGCCAGCCGUACUCAUUGCUUUGACCACCAGAAAGAUGGUAUACGUCGGAUGGAUGUUGGUAUACUUGUGUUCAUUGCCUAUUUGGAAUUUUGUACUUCCCGUUUACGCUUAUUGGCAUUUCGAUGACUUUUCAUGGGGUGAAACUCGACGUAUUGACGGCGACUCCAAGGAAGAUCACUCUGAGAAGAAAGGCAAGUUUGACAGCAGUCAAAUUCAGAUGAAUCACUUUGAAGAAUGGGCUCGUCUCGAACAGAAAGUCGGUCUGGAAAAUCGGGCUGGCGGUAGCACUCGACGAUGGUGA
Molecule: messenger RNA, 3027 nt
Organism: Umbelopsis ramanniana AG
Lineage: Eukaryota; Fungi; Mucoromycota; Umbelopsidomycetes; Umbelopsidales; Umbelopsidaceae
Exons: 5
Coding region: 1-3027 (1008 amino acids)
Cellular component (GO): cell periphery; cell septum
Molecular function (GO): chitin synthase activity
Source: RefSeq, a predicted model, not a curated record